AUGCUCGGCUCGACUCUCGCUGCGCUCGCCAGUGCAGCUGCGCUCGUCGCGCCCGCACAGGCCUUCUUCCGCAUGCCCCUGGACAACCUCCUCGUCGUCGAGCGCGUCGACCCGAUCGUCAUGCCGCACACGGUGUCGGCGCACGUGCACUCGGUCGCCGGCGGCAGCAACUUCUCGCCCGAUGCGACGUACGAGAGCCUGCGGGCGAGUCAGUGUACGAGCGCGCACGCCAAGGAGGACAUGUCAGCCUACUGGCAUCCUUCGCUCUAUGUGCACUGGGCGAACGACACAUUUACUCGAGUGCGCGAGCUCGACGGCGGCUUGGCAUACUACCUGUUCCGCUUCAACGAGGCCGACAAGACCAACGUGACGGCGUUCCCGCCCGGGUUCCGCAUGCUCGCCGGCGACCCGUUCGCGCGCUCGUACAACCUCGCGGGCAGUGCCGAGGACACGAUCGGGUGGAACUGCCUCGGUGCGCCGGAGCCGACACGAGUCGAGGGGAGCGGCCUGCCCGUCGACCGGUACUGCAGCGACAACUUGAGGGGCGAGGUGCGGUUCCCGUCAUGCUGGGACGGCGUCAACCUGUACAACCCGGACGGCUCGCACAUGGCGUACUCGGACGGCGAGAUUGGGCCCUGCCCCGACUCGCACCCGGUCCGCCUCGUCACGCUCUUCAUGGAGAUCUCGUUCGCCGUUCAAGAUGUCGAACCUUACCGCAACGAGACGAUGAACCCGAGUCAGCCGUUCGUGCUCGCGAUGGGCGACCCUUACGGCUUCGGCUGGCACGCCGACUUCUUCAACGGCUGGCCGCAAGACCUGCUUCAGCAGGCGAUCGAGGUGUGCACGGACCCGGGCGGCGAAAUCGAGGACUGUCCGGUCCUCGAGCUGUACAACCGCGACCGGGCCCAGGUCGAGUACCCCGAGUUCUGCCACAAGACGCCCGACUACAACGAGGUCGUCGAGGGCAACCUCAAGGCGCUCCCCGGCUGCAACCCGAUCACGUGGACCCGCGAGGACGCCCUCUCGACCUCGUGCACCGACGUCCCGUACCCUGAGCGCUUCACGCCGACCGUUUACCCUGGCGACAUCCCGCCGCUCGGCGCCGAGGUCGUCGACGGCACGCCCGAGACGGUCGUGUCGUACCAGGACUGGACGUACCUCGGCUGUUUUGCCGACAACCAGACGGCGCGCGCGUUCCCGCACUCGAUCCUCAACGUCGAGAGCGUCGACGCGUGCCUCGACGCAGCGGCCGACGCGGGCUACGGCUGGGCCGGCCUCGAGUACUACGGUCAAUGCUGGGUCGGGCCGCUCUAUCCUGCGACGGCAAAGCUCGACAUCGGGUGGUGCUCGAGCGUGUGCAACGGCAACUCGACGCAGUACUGCGGCGGCGGUCCGAGCGUCUCGGCAUUCUCGCUGUACCAGCUCAAGCGGCCGUCGACGAAUACGACCCGGAUUGAGAAGCGGCAUCUCCCGCAGGGUCACGCGCGCCUCUCAUAGACCUCCUCUACGUCUUCCAGCCUUGAGCUUCGCCUUCUAGUCCCCCUUUCCCUUCGACCUUCCUUGUCCAUCUUUGCCGUAGACUUUUCGCGCCCUCGUAACGUCGCUCGCUUUCCUCU
Rhodotorula graminis WP1 is the source of this 1616-nucleotide messenger RNA. RefSeq lists its product as uncharacterized. The transcript is spliced from 15 exons. The coding region runs from base 1 to 1497 and encodes 498 amino acids. The record is from RefSeq and is a predicted model, not a curated record. NCBI's taxonomy places the organism in Eukaryota, Fungi, Basidiomycota, Microbotryomycetes, Sporidiobolales, Sporidiobolaceae.